Messenger RNA from Colletotrichum truncatum, 1044 nucleotides. Its product is annotated as Phosphoadenosine phosphosulfate reductase. Gene Ontology annotation, cellular component: cytoplasm. The record is from RefSeq and is a predicted model, not a curated record. NCBI's taxonomy places the organism in Eukaryota, Fungi, Ascomycota, Sordariomycetes, Glomerellales, Glomerellaceae. Gene Ontology annotation, molecular function: phosphoadenylyl-sulfate reductase (thioredoxin) activity.
AUGUCGUCCGCUGUCGAAGCCGCUACCGCGACGUCCUCCGUGGCGUCUUCACCCCGGCUGAGUGCCGUCGAGGCCGCGAAGCUGGAGCAACAAGAGGUCGAGUCCGGUUAUGGUUCUGCCACCGAUGCCUCAUCGACGGCGUCAUCCAUCCCCGCGCUCCCUCUCAUUUCCCUCACCAAACCCCACCUUGAUCAUCUCAACGAACAGCUUGAGAACAUGCACCCCAUCGACAUCCUCCGCUUCUCCAAGAUCAUGUUCCCCAACCUCUUCCAGUCGACGGCCUUUGGUCUGACGGGUCUUGUCACUCUCGACAUGCUCUCCAAGAUCCAAAAGGAGAACCCCACCGCUGCCAACGUCGACCUCAUCUUCCUCGACACCCUUUACCACUUCAAGGAGACUCACCUCCUUGUUGAUCGUAUCCAGGAGCGUUACCCCAACGUCAAGCUCCACAUCUUCAAGCCCUAUGGUGUCAACACCACCGAGGAGUUUGAGGCCAUGUACGGCCCCAAGCUCUACGAGACCGAAUCUGAAAUGUACGACUGGAUCGCAAAGGUCGAGCCUCUCCAGCGUGCUUACGCUGAGCUCGGUGUCGCCGCCAUUCUCACCGGCCGCCGUCGCUCGCAGGGUGGUGCUCGUGACAAGAUCCCCAUCAUCGAGGUCGAUGACGAGCGUGGCGUCGUCAAGAUCAACCCCUUGGUCAAGUGGUCCUUCAAGCAAGUCCAGGACUACAUCAAGACCCACAACGUGCCCUACAACGACCUUCUCGACCAGGGAUACAAGUCCAUUGGCGAUUGGCACUCGACUGUGCCCGUCAAGGAGGGUGAGGAUGAGCGUGCCGGUCGCUGGAAGGGUCAGCAGAAGACCGAGUGCGGCAUCCACAACAAGAAGUCGCGGUACGCACAGUACCUCGAGGAGAUGGAGCGCAAGGCCGUCGAUGCUAAGGCGGCGCCUUCAUCGUCGUCCGAGGCAGAGAAGAAGGGUCAGGCUGCCAUUGCCCCCGUCGUCAAGACGGAGCAAGAGGAGCAGGCCAUCGCAUCCGUAUGA